Molecule: messenger RNA, 3498 nt
Organism: Tricharina praecox
Lineage: Eukaryota; Fungi; Ascomycota; Pezizomycetes; Pezizales; Pyronemataceae
Exons: 4
Coding region: 1-3498 (1165 amino acids)
Biological process (GO): protein autophosphorylation; phosphorelay signal transduction system
Molecular function (GO): histidine phosphotransfer kinase activity; phosphorelay sensor kinase activity
Source: RefSeq, a predicted model, not a curated record
AUGUUUUCGCGAGGUCUUCGACAGGCGAUCACACGCCGGGUCGUCGGCUUCCGCCUCAAGAUCAAGAUCCGGGAGCAGUUGAGCAUCCUGGUUGCAUUCACCGCCGUGACCGCUGUCGGAAUUCUGUCUUUGAUAUUUUGGGUCAAUAACCGUCGUCUGAUCACCUCGGUCUCAUUGGACAGGAUCUCCAUGGCCGUAUCGAUGAAAACGGCGCAGAUCUCCCAGACCUUUGCCAUCCUGCACCACGUCGCCUACGGACUCUCGACACGCUCGAUCGUGCGCGGCGCCCUGCGGCGAUACGAAAAGGCCGGAAACAACACUUGGCAGAACUGGGUGCGAGUGGACGAGGAUCUGCGGAACGCGGCGUCGGCACGGGUCGGCGGGUUCCAGGAGAUCUUGCAGGUGGUGCUCUUCGACACCCAGCUCUCGAACGGAACCGUCGGGUUCCCCGCCGGCACCUACUACAAUGGCACGUAUAUCGGCGGUGACCACAAUCCCGACUACAAUGGGACCAUGCCGAACGGGACCAGGAUCAACGUGGGUGAGGGGAUGGGUGGUUCGUUGGGAUUGCUGAAUGUGACGGGUGAUAAUGCCAUCGGCAUCUACCUCCCUGCGGCCCCCGAGAACGGAAUGGAGGGUGAGACUAUGUUGCCGAAUGGCCCCGGUAUCACCUCUGGCGAGCGCAUGCAGAGAUAUUGGGGCGAUGUGGCCAGGAAUCAGUCCCUUGGUAGACCCGUGCACGAUGGCUUCUCGGUGCAGCUCUUUCCUGUGGUCACUGCAUACCAGAAUCCCAACGUCGCCGGAGACCGGAGCAAGAUCUUCACCCCGCAAUACAUUGAAAGCAUGGGAGGACUACUGUUGGGCCCGCUGGUCAUUAAUAAUACCUUCGCGCUCAUCAGCUUUACUUUCCCGGUAUACGAACAGAUCAACGGCGACAAUGGAGAGCUGGUCGGAUUCGCCACGGUGGUCAUGAACGCUUCGUCGUUGAUGGCAAUAUUAGGCGACAAACGGGGACUCGGAAAGACCGGACAAACCAUUCUCGUGGGGCCAGCGUGGAUCAACGGUCUGUGGAACGACACGAGGAUCAGCGAGAACAAGUCACCCCGCCUCUACAUGGACGACUCUAAGACGAAGAACGGGGAAGACGAUCAUGAGGCCGAAGGAUCUCUCAAGAGCCAAAUAGGCGACUACGAGUACAUCUAUCUCCUUCCGCCGGAAAAUGACCCCAAACUUGGCGGUCAGACAAGAAAACUCAGAGAUUAUGCCGCCGUGUGGGAUUUAUAUGCGAAGCAAGUGCAGGGAACUAGAGGAGAAGCUGAUCUUGACGCUGAAAAUUCCGAAGGCCAUAACGUCGGUGUGGGCUAUGCGCUUCCCGAGAUCCACAACCGCCUGGCGGAUUGGGGAAUACUGAUUGAGCAAGACAAAUCGGAGGCUUUUAAGCCCAUAGCCGAGCUUGAAAAGAUAUUGAUUGCUACCGUGUUCGGCACAUUUGCGGUGGUCAUGCUCCUUGUGUGGCCGUUGGCGCAUUUCUUGGUCCGACCGAUUACCAGAUUGAAGAGUGCAACCGAGCGUACCACUCAUCCGUACGGUGGAUCUUCGGAUUCGGUCAACGACGACGGACAUACCAUCGGCUCCCACGACGUCGAUACCGACGAUGCUGAGAAGGGCAGGAAAGGAUUCGUCAGUCGCUUCACAGGCCUGGGGAAACGACGGAAGCGCGCCAACAGCGCCGUCAGCGGCACUACCGCCAACAAUAAUAACAACGACAACGUGCGGACUUUCCGAAUACCCGGUAGAGUACCUGAGCGGAAGCAUCUGAUCCACGACGAGCUUACAUCCCUCACCGAGACGUUCAACCGGAUGACCGAUGAGUUGGAGCUCCAGUACACAACGCUGGAGGACCGUGUGUCGGAGAGAACCCGCGAGCUCAAUGAGCAGAAGAAGAUGGCGGAGGAGCAGCGCCAGAUAGCGGAAGAGCAGGCCAGACUAGCGGACGAACAACGACAGGUCGCCGAAGCAGCCAACAGCGCGAAAUCUCUCUUCGUGGCCAACAUCAGCCACGAGUUGAGAACGCCAUUAAACGGUAUCAUCAACAUGUGCGAUGUGGCCAUGUCGCAGGCGGCGCGCCGGGGGAUUAUGGAUGUCCGGGAUAGCCUCGAGGUUGCUGCCAUGUCUGGAAAGUCACUUCUUCACCUGAUCAAUGAACUCCUUACGUUCUCGAAAAACGCAGCAGGUCCACUCGAGGGUAGUGCCGAUGAUGAGGAUUUUGCUUUGGAGAUUGUGAGGAAACAGAUCAUGGCGGUCUUUGCGAAAGCGGCAGAGGAACGCGGUGUCAUCUUGGACAUCCAGCAGACUCCUCCGGAUCUCGCCAAUAAGAUCUUCCAUGCCGACGUCAAGAGAUUGACUCAAUGCAUGUACAACCUUGUGGGCAAUGCACUGAAGUUUACACCAGAAGGUGGAGAAGUGCGUGUUCGUGUCAGGGUACUCCCCCGUCAUUGUGCCGAAGGCACUCUGGAAAUGCUACGUCGGGUCGACACCAUCAGUCAGCCCACUGGUCACGAUACUCCAUCGAAGGCGCUCUCUCGAUCACCGUCAACGCUAAGCCAAGACUCGACACGUCCAGCAACCCAGACGGGGAAAACACACGUCCUGGAGUUUUGCGUCAUCGACAACGGCCCCGGUAUACCCGAGCAUCUCCACAAGAAAGUGUUCGAGCCUUUCGUCCAAGCCGAAAUGCGUCUUUCAAAGAUGCACGACGGUGUUGGACUGGGACUCAGCAUUUGCCGCCAAAUCAUCAAGAUACUGGGGGGGUUGAUUCGGUUGGAGAGUCAGGUAGGCAUCGGAUCCACCUUUACGAUUCAGAUACCCGUCUCCAUGACGGAACGCACCGAAUCUAUAGCUGCGACCUACGAUGAGGUGGUACCGUGGGGAAAGCAUUGCAAGCCACACCUCAGCUCAACUCCCGAGGGACUAGUGAAUGGACAUAGCAGGACCUUCAAAAUCCUCGUUGCCGAAGACAAUCCCACGAACAGGACCGUCAUUGUGCAAAUGCUCAAGAUACAAAAGCUUUUCGACGUCGAGCUAGCGAAAGACGGCCACGAGGCACUGGAAAAGAUCAAGGGGGCGAUGGCCUCCGGGCAAGUAUUUGGCGUGAUCCUGAUGGACAUACAGAUGCCAGGGCUCGACGGGAUCGAGUGCACAAAGGCGGCGCGGAGUCUGGGGUACAACGCGCCGAUCGUGGCCCUAACCGCGUUCGCCGACGAGGGCAACAAGGACGCCUGUCUCGUCGCCGGCAUGAACUACUUCCUGCCGAAACCGAUCGAUAAGGUCCAGCUGAAACAGGUGCUAAAAACGUGUAUGGGAUAUGAUGGUGGUAGUCCUAUGGUUAAUGUGCCCCCGCCGAGUCCCCCCGUCAGCACUGUUAGCACCGUUAUGCCGCCGCCGCCAAUACAGACUCCGAUACUGGAACGGAGGACGGAGGAUCUGGAGGGGGCCUAG